AGACGCGACGCGACGCACGGUAGCGCUGCGCAUCGUCGGAAGCGAGCGGUGGGUAGGCCGGAGGCAAAAGAACGAGGACCGCGUUCCGUCGAGGUGGUGCCAGUUUCGCAGUGCCGCGUAGUGUAGUGUUUUUUCUCUUCCUCUCUCCGCCGCGCCCUUCUCCCCCGCGCUUCCGAGUGCAGUGUGCAUCGAUGAGGAGGCCGCCUGUACCUCCCCCCCCGAUGACUGAAUAGUGUGCAUUUUAGUACGAGGACCGAGACUACCUGGGAGCGCUUGAGGAGCACAUCCCCCGAGACUCCCCCGAUCAAAAUCACUCGCCUAACCUCUCCCCUGUCCUCCUUGCCCUCCUCCGCGUCCUUCCCCUCCGCGAACGUCGAGAAGGUCUCCAAUCGAAGCCACAAGAUCCGCAAUCACGCAAUGGACGGCAUGGACAACAAACCGGUGUUGAACGAUGAUCCCUCGGUCACCCUGACCAUUCGCCUGAUUAUGCAGGGCAAAGAAGUUGGUAGCAUUAUCGGGAAAAAAGGAGAGAUUGUCAAGAGGUUCCGUGAAGAAUCCGGCGCGAAAAUCAAUAUCUCCGACGGUUCCUGUCCGGAACGGAUAGUGACUGUCACCGGGCCGACGAACUCGAUCUUCAAGGCGUUCACGCUGAUAUGCAAGAAGUUCGAGGAGUGGUGCUCUCAGUUCCACGACGUUCCGGGUAGCGGUGCCGGAGGUGGCGGUGGUGUAUCGAGGCCGCCCAUCACACUCAGACUGAUUGUCCCCGCUUCGCAAUGCGGCUCCCUGAUCGGCAAGGGUGGUUCCAAGAUCAAAGAAAUUCGGGAAGUUACUGGCGCCUCCAUUCAAGUCGCUUCUGAGAUGCUGCCUAAUUCGACGGAACGUGCAGUAACCAUAUCCGGUACCAGCGAGGCAAUCACGCAAUGCAUAUAUCAUAUCUGCUGCGUUAUGCUAGAGUCCCCUCCCAAAGGUGCCACGAUCCCUUAUCGCCCCAAACCCCAAGUCGGUGGGCCAGUGAUCCUGGCUGGUGGGCAAGCCUACACCAUCCAGGGUAAUUACGCGGUGCCCGCCCACUCGGACGUAAGUACAGUAUUACCAUUGCCCGCGCCCGCUGCCGGGCCCACCCCACCCUCGCUGAACACCCAAACUUUGACGACCUCGCCCUUCGCGGCCCACCCCUCAUCCUCGGCCUUCGCCGCUUCUCACGGGCACCCGCUCCUAUCCACGGCCCAUCUUACAACCCCACAUCAUCCUCUCCACCCAAGCCCCUUACACGCCAGCGUGGCAGGCCUCGCCGACCCCCUGCUGAAGAGUGGACACUUGCAGGCAGCCCUCCCGCCCGCACACCUCGUGGCAGACGCCAUGGGCAAACUGGGCAGCAAUCCUUUGGCUGGACUAGCAGCCUUAGGCCUUGGAGGUCUUGCCACACCGGCAAAUACGGGUGGUCUUAAUCCAGCAGCGUUAGCUGCAUUGGCUGGAAGCCAGCUGCGUACGAACAACACGAACAGGCAGCAACCGGCGGCGAACAAUCAGACGCAUGAGAUGACCGUGCCAAAUGAGCUGAUCGGUUGCAUCAUUGGGAAGGGCGGUACCAAGAUCGCCGAGAUCCGUCAGAUCUCCGGCGCCAUGAUCCGAAUCAGCAACUGUGAGGAGAGGGAGGGCGGAGCAACGGACCGCACGAUCACCAUAACCGGGAACCCGGACGCCGUGGCGUUGGCACAAUAUCUCAUCAACAUGAGGAUAUCGAUGGAGACGUCGGGGGUGCCUAUGCCCGCGUAUCACUUCAUCCCACCGGACCACAUUGUGAAAUCGCCCAUCCACUAAAUGUGGAGAGCCGUCGUGGUCGUUGUCGUCGUCGAAAGGACGCGGAAGCAUCGCGGAAGCGCGCGAAGCUGUCAGUGGCAUAUGGGGCUGGGCCACACACUGUGUUCAGCUUGCAAAUCGAUACACUUGCAAAAAGAAACAAGACACACGACAGUGAGAAAGAGACAGAGAGAAAGAAAGAGAGAGAGAGAGGGAGGGAGAGAAAGAGAGAGAAAGAGAGUGAGAGAAAAAGAGACACACAUAAUACGUACUCACGUAGGACACUCGCACGUAUUCAGAAAGGAGUCUACUUGUGCGCGCUUUAAGUAACCGUGUACGUUAAAAUCGAACAUAUUCUAAUACUACAGAUAUACGUAAAAAAAACGCGUACACAUAUAUAUAUAUAUAUAUAUAUAUAUAUAUAUAAUAUACAUACAUACACAUACACGCGACACAAUGAAGCGAGAGUUAAAACGUACAUGGAAAAAUGAUGAAGAUACGCACGCGCGUACACAGACACACUUGAGUGUACAAAACUGUACAAAAAGUUAUUUAAACAAAAGAACAAAAAAUAAUGAUGCACGCCGCAGCCGCGAGCUGUUGCCGAUUGGUAAAGGGAACAAGCCAAAGAUAUGUUAGUUUUCAUUUUUAUAUUUAAACGAAAAAAAAAAUGAUGACGCGAGACGGGAGAGAAAUACGAGAGAAUUAUUAUUAUUAAUUAUAUUACUACGAACGAUGAUGCUAAAUAAAUAUUAGGCCGAUUGUUAGCGUUUUUUCUAUUGCGGAUACACCGUCGCGCCGACGGUUUUCGCGAUCUUAGUUACUUCAUCCGAAAGAAAAGCGACAACGGAAGUGCAGCUGGUAUCACGAGACCGUUGUUCA
This is a messenger RNA of Trachymyrmex cornetzi, 2682 nucleotides long. RefSeq names its product poly(rC)-binding protein mub (gene mub). The transcript has 8 exons. Lineage: Eukaryota; Metazoa; Arthropoda; Insecta; Hymenoptera; Formicidae. The record is from RefSeq and is a predicted model, not a curated record. Bases 418 to 1821 code for a protein of 467 amino acids. Gene Ontology annotation, molecular function: RNA binding.